GGGGGGGGGGGGUUCGCUCCGUGGCAACGUGGGGAGUGUGUGUGUGCGGCCGGACAGUGUGUGUGGCCGCGAGGAGCUGACCAGACUAGAGCUGGUCCAGAGACUGGCUAAGGACGGCUGCAGACUGCUACAGAACCAGAACUACAGAGUACCAGACCACCGCAACCCCACUGUGAGUACACACGCACACACACCCUCUGACAAAUAUACUUUUGAAUACUAUAUUUUGUGAUAGUAUGCUCUAACUUCGUCAGUGUUUCAAAAUGUGUAUUUGACGGAUGUGUUGGUCCCUUCAUUUCCUUUCCUCCCCUCUGCUUACGUCAGCCAGUUAUCUGUGAGAAGCUGGAACAUUCUGUCUCUCUAGUAUAACAUUCUGUCUCUAGGACAGUGCAUUCGGAAAGUAUUCAGACCCCUUGACUUUUCCCACAUUUUGUUACGUUACAGCCUUAUUCUAAAAUGUUUUUUUAAAUGUCCUCAUCAAUCUACACAUUAUACAUUUACAUUUACGUUUACGUCAUUUAGCAGACGCUCUUAUCCAGAGCGACUUACAAUAGAAGUAUUCAGACCCUUUACUCAGUACUUUGUUGAAGCACCUUUAGCAGCGAUUAGAGCCUCAAGUCUUCUUGGCACACCUGUAUUUGGGAGUUUCUCCCAUUCUUCUCUGCAGAUCCUCUCAAGCUCUGUCAGGUUGGAUGGGGAGCGUCGCUGCACAGCUAUUUUCAGGUCUCUCCAGAGAUGUUCGAUCGGGUUCAAGUCCGGGCUCUGGAUGGCCCACUCAAGGACAUUCAGAGACUUGUCUCAAAGCCACUCCUGCGUUGUCUUGGCUGUGUGCUUAGGGUCGUUGUCCUGUUGGAAGGUGAACCUUCGCCCCAGUCUGAGGUCCUGAGCGCUCUGGAGCAGGUUUUCAUCAAGGAUCUCUCUGUACUUUGCUCCGUUCAUCUUUCCCUCGAUCGUGACUAGUCUCCCAGUCCCUGCCGCUGAAAUACAUCCCCACAGAAUGAUGCUACCACCACCAUGCUUUCAGACGUUCUGCUUGGCAUUCAGGCCAAAGAGUUCAAUCUUGGUUUCAUCAGACCAGAGAAUCUUGUUUCUCGUGGUCUGAGAGUACUUUAGGUGCCUUUUGGCAAACUCCAAGCGGGCUGUCAUGUGCCUUUUACUGAGGAGUGGCUUCCGUCUGGCCACUACCAUAAAGGCCUGAUUGGUGGAGUGCUGCAGAGAUGGUUGUCCUUCUGGUAGGUUCUCCCAUCUCCACAGAGGAACUCUGGAGCUCUGUCUGAGUGACCAUCGGGUUCUUGGUCACCUCCCUGACCAAGGCCUUUCUCCCCCGAUUGCUCAGUUUGGCCAGGCGGCCAGCUCUAGGAAGAGUCUAGGUGGUUCCAAACUUAUUCCAUUUAAGAAUGAUGGAGGCCACUGUGUUCUUGGGGACCUUCAAUGCUGCAGACAUUUUUUGGUACCUUUCCCCAGAUCUGUGCCUCGGCACAAUCUUGUUUCGGAGCUCUACGGACAAUUCCUUCGACCUCAUGACUUGGUUUUUGCUCUGACAUGCACUGUCAACUGUAGGACCUUAUAUAGACAGGUGUGUGCCUUUCCAAAUCAUGUCCAAUCAAUUGAAUUUACCACAGGUGGAUUCCAAUCAAGUUGUAGAAACAUCAAGGAUGAUCAAUGGAAACAGGAUGCACCUGAGCUCAAUGUCGAGUCUCAUAGCAAAGCGUCUGAAUACUUAUGUUAUUUGUAUUUUUUUUUUAUACAUUUGCAAACAUUUCUAAAAACCUGUUUUUGCUUUGUCAUUAUGGGGUAUUGUGUGUGUGUGUGGUGUGUAGGUUGAUGAGGAACAUAAUUUAAUCAAUUUUAUAAUAAGGCUUUAACGUAACAAAAUGUGGAAAAAGUCAAGGGGUCUAAAUACUUUCCAAAUGCACUGUAACAUUCGGUCUCUUGUAUACAAACUUAUGCCUCUAGUAUAUCACAUUCUGUCUCUCUAGUAAAUAACAUUCAGACCAUUCCUUUACUUUCAGGCCAUCAAAUGUCCAAACUCUGUUUUCUCUUACAUCGCUAGCAUACUUCCUCAAACUAAAUGGAUAUUGUUUUGCCUGUGUACGUGUGUAUGUGUUAACGUUAGAUAAACUGUUUGUUAUCAGGAACAUCGUAGACAUUUUUCCCCAUGUCCUCUAGGGCACUGUUGGUUAAACGAGGGGGAGGGGUGGGGAGAGAGGACAGGGGAGGGGAGGGGUGGGAGGGGAGAGAGAGGACAGGGGAGGGGGAGGGGAGAGAGGAAAGGGGAGGGGUGGGGGGAGAGAGGAAAUGGGAUGGGUGGGGGAGAGAGAGAGGAAAGGGGAGGGGGGGGAGAGAGAGAGGAAGGGGAGGGGUGGGGAGGAGAAGAGGAACGAGAGGACGGGAGGGGUGGGGGAGAGCGAAAGGACAGGGGAGGGGUGGGGGAGAGAGAGAGGACAGGGGAGGGGUGGGGGGGAGAGAGGAUGGGGGGGAGGGUUUGUGAUGGUGGGGAGAGAGGACAGGGAUGGUGGUGGGGGGAGAGAGAGGACAGGGGCGUCGGGGAUGGGGACCGGGAGGAGGAAGGGAGGGGUUGGGAGAGAGGACAGGGGAGGGGUGGGGAGGAGAGGACAGGGGCAGACGAGAGAGGAAUGGGAGGAGAGGAGAGGACUGGGAGGGGUGGGGGAGAGGGGGAGGGUGGGGGGGAGAGGGGGAGGGGGGGGGAGAGAGAGGGAACAGGGAGGGGUGGGGGAGAGAGAGAGGGGGAAAGGAAGGGGAGGGAGGAAGAGAGGGAGUUGGGGGGAGAGAGAGGGAAGGGAGGGUGGGGAGAGAGAGGCGGGAUGGGUGGGGGGAGGAGAGGGACUGGGGAGGGGUGGGGGAGAGAGGACAGGACAGGGGAGGGGUGGGGGGGAGAGAGAGGACAGGGGAGGGGAGGGGUGGGGGGAGAGAGAGGACAGGAUAGGGGGGGGAGAGAGAGGACAGGGGAGGGGAGGGGUGGGGGGAGAGAGGGGAGGGGAGGGGGGGGGGGGAGAGAGGACAGGGGAGGGGUGGGGGAGAGAGGAAAUGGGAGUGGGGUGGGGUGGGGGAGAGAGAGGACAGGGGAGGGGUGGGGGGGGGGGAGAGAGAGGACAGGGGUGGGGUGGGGGGGGAGAGGAGAGAGGACAGGGGGGGAGGAGAGAGGUCAAAAGAUGCGUUUUUGAUACAGCAUGUCAGAUUUCUAAUGUUUAGGUGUAGCCUAGGUUGCUGCAACAUUUAUGUCAUGAGUUUUUGCUUGUGUCUGUCCGGAGUGAUUAUGUGUUAUCAUCUUUGCUAAAUAAAUACUGGAGGAAAGUGGAAAGCCUACUUGAGCGCACGCUUUUAAUGGAUGACGUGAUGGAAGCUAUCAAAUCAUUUGGAAUUGGUUUCGACAUCCCAGAAAAGACAGUCAAAAGUUCGAUAUGUUCAGCAAGUAAAGCAUCGUAACCUGCAAUUACCUCUGAAAGCUCUUUGCAGUUGCCCUUGUUGGCGGAAAUUUCCCUCUCUUCGUGUCCUCUAAAAGCAAGUGCUUGCAUACCCCAAAACGCAGUGGUGUUGAUAAGCAGCUUGAGAACAUCCCUGUUUCUUCUUACUUUCUCGUUGUGUUGCGCAGUUUGAAUACGCAGACCUUCAUCAUAAUCAAUGCAGCUUUUUCACAGAAGCUUGAUCUGAUGUGGGCAUUUAUAUGCUCCCUGCUUUUGGCAAGGGCAACAAUACAGGCGGCUUGAUGAAAGGCUCCCUGUUAACCAGCUAUACUGUUGAUACCAGUUGGUAUUGAACGCCCUCACUUUUUCAUCCUUCUUCAUGAAACUGAUCUCAGGCAGAGGUCGACCCUCACUUUUAAUUCGCACCUAUUCCGUGUACCCCAGAGAAUGAAAGGGGUUCUUCAACAAAAAGUCCACAACAUUUUCGGCAGCGUUGGCCAUUCUACCAUUCUGGGGGAGAAAACUGCACACUCGAGCUGGUAACGUUAGCUAGCUAGCUACUGAAGUUAGCAAGGCAAAUGUAAAUAAAUUGCACUAACUGGACACAAAAAUAAAGUUAUAAAACCAAGAAAACAAUUUAUAAUAUACCUCCUCUGUGUCCUGUAAUUUGAAAAAAACUAAUUUGAAUGGAAUAAUAUCCCAAAAAUGCUCAACUAUCACUCUUCACUCUUAAUCUCUAUCCAACAAUGUCACCAAGCUUCUCAACACAUAGAACCCCCAUAAUGCUCUGUGGCACAAUCCCAAUACAACACCCUAGGUUCAUUCUCUGAUCCGAAUUCUAUGAUUGGAUGGACAACGUGGGUUCAUACUGCAAAAGCUUUGAUUGGUUGGAGGACGUCCCCCGGAGUUGGUCAUAAUUACCAUGUAUGUCUAUGGAAGGGGGUGAGGCCUACGAGCCUCCUAGGUUUGUAUUGAAGUCAAUGUAGCCAGAGGAUGACGGAAGCUAGCUGUCCUCCGGCUACACCAUGGUGCUACCCCAGACAGUUCUGUUGAAGUUACUGUAGACCUUCAUUGCAAAACAGUGUAUUUUAAUCAAUUAUUUGGUGACAUAUGAAUAUAUUUAGUAUAGUAUCUAAAAAAUUUAACUUUUUAAAUGUUUCACUAUUUUUAUUUUUAAUGAAAUUUCACUGAGGAAGAUGGUUCCCUUCUUCCUCCUCUGAGGAGCCUCCACUGUUCUGCAUACAAUACCAAUGUACAAUUCUUCUCUCUAUCGCUCUCUCGCUCUCAGGGAGAGGCAGUAGGGAGGGUGUGUCUUAAGGAAAGGGGUCAGGACGUCCUUGUGCUACAGAGAGUGCCAUCAUCAGUGCCAUCACCUAACCCCGCCUCUUCGCCAUCAGGGGGAGGGGCCAGAGCGGAGGACGGAGAGAAGAGGUCAGUAUCCUUCUCUUUCACUUUCAAUCUCUCUCUUUGUAGGCGUUGCUGGAAUAUACGAGUGAAUCAUCUCCCGAGUGGCGCAGUGGUCUAAGGCACUGCAUCGUAGUGCUAGCUGUGCCACUAGAGAUCCUGGUUCGAAUCCAGGCUCUGUCGUAGGCGACCGGGAGACCCAUGGGGCGGCGCACAAUUGGCCCAGCGUCGUCCAGGUUAGGGGAGGGAAUGGCUGGCAGGGAUGUAGCUCAGUUGGUAGAGCAUGGCGUUUGCAACGCCAGGGUUGUGUGUUCGAUUCCCACGGGGGGCUAGUAUGAAAAAAAAUUAAACAAUAAAAAAAUUAUGUAUGCACUCACUAACUGUAAGUCGCUCUGGAUAAGAGCGUCUGCUAAAUGACUUAAAUGUAAAUGUAAUCAUAUACAGUGCAUUUGGAAAGUAUUCAGACACAUUGACUUUUUCCACAUUUUGUUACGUUACAGCCUUAUUCUAAAAUGGAUUAAAUUAUGUUUUCCCCUCAUCAAUCUACACACAAUACCCCAUAAUGGCAAAACGAAAACAGGUUUUAAGACAUUUUUGCAAAUGUAUUACAAAUAAAAAAACUGAAAUACCUUACUUACAUAAGUAUUCAGAAAGAUGAACGGAGCAAAGUACAGAGAGAAAACCUGCUCCCAAGCACUCAGGACCUCAGACUGGGGGUUCACCUUCCAACAGGACAACGACCCUAAGCACACAGCCAAGACAACGCAGGAGUGGUUUCGGGACAAGUCUCUGAAUCUCCUUGAGUGGUCCAGGUAGAGCCCAGACUUGAACGUGAUCGAACAUCUCUGGAGAUACCUGAAAAUAGCUGUGCAGCGACGCUCCCCAUCCAACCUGACAGAGCUUGAGAGGAUCUGCAAAAAAGAAUGGGAGAAACUCCCCAAAUACAGGUGUGCCAAGCUUGUUGUGUCAUACCCAAGAAGACUUGAGGCUGUAAUCGCUGCCAAAGGUGCUUCAACAAAGUACUGAGUAACGGGUCUGAAUACUUAUGCAAAUGUCUUAUUUCAGUUUUUAAUUUUUAUAAAUUAGCUAAAAUUUCUAAAAACCUGUUUUUGCUUUGUCAUUGUGGGGUAUUGUGUGUAGAUUAAUGAGGGGGGAAAAACAAUUUAAUCCAAUUUAGAAUAAAGCUGUAACAUAACAAAAUGAGGAAAAAGUCAAGGGGUCUGAAUACUUUCCGAAUGCACUGUAAAUGUUAUAUAUGUCCCAUAAAGACCUAAAACGGUAUGCUGUGUAUGUCCCAGACAGACCUAAAACGGUAUGCUGUGUAUGUCCCUUAAAGACCUAAAACAGUAUGCUGUGUAUGUCCCAGACAGACCUGUUCCAUGUCAAGAAAAAUAUUGUAUAUUCUCCCUUUCCCUCUGUCUUAAGUCACACCCUUUGCAUGCCUGCACGCACACCAGCUUCUGCCCUGACAAGACAGAUUGUGUGUGUGUUUGCUUCCUAGAGGAUGUGUGUGUGCUAACUGUUAAGACAGAGAAUGUGUGUGUUCUAGCUGCAAGCAGAAAGAGAGAGGGAGAGAGAGAGAGAGAGAGAGAGAGAGAAUGGUUUUCUUGUCUUGAAGGGAGAAACGAAGCAAAAGAAAGCAAGACUGUUUGCUGCCUAGAGGGUGUGUUUACACUUUCUAAAUGGUGUGUGUGUGUGUGUGUGUGUGUGUGUGUGUCUCUGGUGUUAGGCAGGGAGAGGGGAGGCCUCAGUACAUCCCCUUUUGGGGUAGAGCUACUAUAGAUCCUCUAUAUCUGUGGAGCUCCAGGCAGGCAGGGGGAGUAGGCUGGCUCUUCAGCCCAGGACAGAGCAUCCUGGCCGGGCAUGUUACGCUAGGGAGAGUGAAGCCUCUGGAGGAAUUGAGAUGGACUUGAGAACUGCCACACUAGUGGAGGCAGAGGAAGAUGAAGAGGGUGGUGAUGAUGAUGAAGAUGACUGUUGUAGUAGUUCUGUCCCGACCUUUAACGUCCCUUACCUGCGCUACAUUGAUGAUGAGGAUGAGGAUGACUGGAGUAGUCUACCUUACAUUGAUGAGGAUGAGGAGGGAGAGGAGGAGAGGGAAGAGCGAGAAAGGAGAGGUAGCAGCUCUGAGGAAUACUACUCCUGCUCUUCCUCCUGUGCUUCUGACAGGUGUGUUGGUAUGUGUGUGCGUGUGUGCUUGUUUGUGUGUGUAUGUGUAACUCUUCUUUGUGUGUGUCUGUAGGUAUGUGGUGGUGUCUGGAACACCCCUGAAGAUUCUAGAACACCUGCUCAGUGACCUACGACUGGAUGAGCAGAGAGGAGCACCGGAGAGCAGAGUGUCUGGUGAGUACACAUGAACGCACGCACACACACAUACAGUCUUGUUUAACUAACCUUGUGGGGACACAAUUUAUAACCAUUCCAAAUCCUAUUUAACCUUAACCCCAAAACCUAACCCUAACUUAUAACCGUAACUCCUAGACCUAAUUCUAACACUAAUUAUACCUUAACCCUAAACCCCCAAGAAAUAGCAUUUUACUUUGUGGGGACUAACAAAAUGUCCCGAGUUGGUCAAAUUUUGGUUUGUUUACUAUUCUUGUGGGGACUUCUGGUCACACAUACACACAGCAGAUAGUUUGGUGAUUGUGGGAUCUCCCAAAUAUCUAUACUUGGUCCAUUACACUUAUUUAAAUGUACACUAAAUAACUAAAUAACUUAACUUGUGUGUUUGUUUGUAUGUGUGUUUGUGUGCACCAAUCCCUCCCCUGCUCUUAGGAAUUUCCCAACAUGUUGCAACAUAACCACUACUUUAAUUUUUUCUUUUUUUCUUUCUUUUUUUCUUUCUUUUUUUCUUUCUUUUCUUUCUUUCUUUCUUUCUUUCUUUCUUUCUUUCUUUCUUUCUUUCUUUUUCUUUCUUUCUUUCUUCUUUCUUUCUUUCUUUCUUUCUUUCUUUCUUUCUUUCUUUCUUUCUUUCUUUCUUUCUUUCUUUCUUUCUUUCUUUCGAAUAUAUUGUACAUAUUUCAGUGUUGUCUAACUAGCGUGACCUAUGGGAAAUGCUGACAGAAGACCAUCUUGGUUAAAAGAGUCUUCGGCCCUAAUGGUCACCAGUCAAAAAGAGAGCUGAAUGGGUGGAGGAUAGGAGAUGGAAUGAGUGGGGAGAAAAAGAAAGAGGUGUGAGUGAGAAUGCGUGUGUGUUUUAAACAGCAACAUGUUUAACAAGCUGAAACAAGCCUAAAGCGAGAUUAAUCCACAACACUACAAUACCAAAUUACUAACAUUAGUUCUGUGGGCCGGGUGUGUGUGUGUGUGUGUGUAGAUGAAGAUGAAAGGAGAGUUGUUAACAUAGAGAAAAUGAAAGCAAUUGGAAGGAGGGAGGGGGAGAGAGGUGUGGAGAGAGGGAAAGAGGUAGAAGCCAGCUAAAUAGGCUAGUCGUUUAAAGUGGUGUUCUAUAAAAAGCUUGCUUUCCUAUCUAAACGUCAGAUAGCUGGUUAGUUAAUUAUUCAUAGGAACCUUUCUGCUGCUCCAUCCACUGCCCUGCGGAACCAUUCAUUUUUUAGUCACAUGUUUCCCAUGGACAGAGUUUAACGUUGUGCAGCAAGCUCAGCCUGCACAGAUGCACUAAUCUUGAUAGCAUAAUGAGUGGCUAUUUGGGAUGUAAGAUGAUUUGUAGAUCAGUGAUUCUGCGCAGCGCCUUGCUCAGGCCGAUGGCAUUCUCACCCCUUCAUGAAACUGCAUUGCCAGGGCUUGACCUGUAUAAUCCACCAUUACUUAAACCAUUCCAUUCCUUCUGAAACCCCACUCUUCAGGGAGAAGGGAAGAGACUAUGGCUGGGCGAUAUAUCAAAUUAAUUAGAAAGUAUGUUUUUGCACAAUAUUCCAAAUGCCUGUAUCGCAAGAAUCAAUGUAUACUUUUUUAUGUCCGCUUCUUCUCAUGUUGUCUUUUUGGUCUCGUCUCCUUCGCUCCUCUGUGCUGUGUGCACCUUCCCCUUUACACCAGAGAUCUGUAUAUCAGGACGAGAUGCUCAUGUCUCUGCCCUAACAAUGGGAGUUGUUGUCCCAAAGGCUUGAAGGCAGGCGACAAGCUUAGGUCCAAAAUAAGACCAUAGAAAUGCAUAGGGUUUAUUUUGAACUGAUUUUGGCGAGAGUGAAACCUUGCGCUUUGCCUCUUCCUCUCUGUUUACACACACACACACACACACACACACACACUAAGCCCCUCCCCCGCCACUCACAACAACAAAGCUGAGAGAUCACUUCUUCCUCUCUGACAAGAGGUUUCAACUCGCUAUUUGCAUUUGAGGUUUGGUCCAACAGAAUCGGUCAUAUGGACACAGAAACAUAUUGAGAAAUUAUUUUACUGUAAUAGAGAAGUUAACCCUUCUAAAAAAAAAAAACCUUUUUAUGUCUCAACUGCUCUAAUUGCCAUCUAGCUCUGUUUUAUAGCCGCACCCUCAGAGCAUGUGCAGACUAACUAGCUGUUGUGUUUUCGUUAUCCUGCUUCAAGAUGUCCACUGUCAUCCCUGUGCCCAAAAAAGGGAAAGUAACUGAACUGAAUGACUUCCAUCAUCAUGAAGGACACCUACAACACCAGGUCAAGAAGAUCAUCAUUGACCUCAGCCACUUGAGCCACGGCCUGUUCUCAUGUCAAAUCAAAUCAAUUUUUAUUUGUCACAUGCGCCGAAUACAACAGGUGUAGACCUUAUCGUGAAACGCUUACAAGCCCGUAACCAACAAUACAGAGUAAGAAAAUAUUUGCUAAAUAAACUUAAGUAAAAUAAGUAACAAUAAAUAAACUAAAGUAAAAAAAUAAAAAAGUAACAACAACGAGGCUAUAUAUCAAUCAAUCAAUUUUAUUUUAUAUAGCCCUUCUUACAUCAGCUGAUAUCUCGAUGUGCUGUACAGAAACCCAGCCUAAAACCCCAAACAGCUAGUAAUGCAGGUGUAGAAGCACGGUGGCUAGGAAAAACUCCCUAGAAAGGCCAAAACCUAGGAAGAAACCUAGAGAGGAACCAGGCUAUGAGGGGUGGCCAGUCCUCUUCUGGCUGUGCCGGGUGGAGAUUAUAACAGAACCAUGCCAAGAUGUUCAAAAAUGUUCAUAAGUGACAAGCAUGGUCAAAUAAUAAUCAGGAAUAAAUCUCAGUUGGCUUUUCAUAGCCAAUCAUUAAGAGUUGAAAACAGCAGGUCUGGGACAGGUAGGGGUUCCAUAACCGCAGGCAGAACAGUUGAAACUGGAAUAGCAGCAAGGCCAGGCGGACUGGGGACAGCAAGGAGUCACCACGGCCGGUAGUCCCGACGUAUGGUCCUAGGGCUCAGGUCUCUCAGUUGGCUUUUCAUAGCCGAUCAUUAAGAGUUGAAAACAGCAGGUCUGGGACAGGUAGGGGUUUCGUAACCGCAGGCAGAACAGUUGAAACUGGAAUAGCAGCAAGGCCAGGCGGACUGGGGACAGCAAGGUGUCAUCAUGCCCGGUAGUCCUGACGUAUGGUCCUAGGGCUCAGGUUCUCAGAGAGAAAGAGAGAACGAGAGAAUUAGAGAGAGCAUACUUAAAUUCACACAGGACACUGGAUAAGACAGGAGAAGUACUCCAGGUAUAACCAACUAACCCCAGCCCCCCGACACAUAAACUACUGCAGCAUAAAUACUGGAGGCUGAGACAGGAGCGGUCCGGAGACACUGUGGCCCCAUCCGAAGAAACCCCCGGACAGGGCCAAACAGGAAGGAUAUAACCCCACCCACUCUGCCAAAGCACAGCCCCCGCACCACUAGAGGGAUAUCCUCAACCACCAACUUACAAUCCUGAGACAAGGCCGAGUAUAGCCCACAGAGGUCUCCACCACAGCACAAACCAAGGGGGGGCGCCAACCCAGACAGGAAGAUCACGUCAGUAACUCAACCCACUCAAGUGACGCACCCCUCCUAGGGACGGCAUGAAAGAGCACCAGCAAGCCAGUGACUCAGCCCCUGUAACAGGGUUAGAGGCAGAGAACCCCAGUGGAGAGAGGGGAACCGGCCUGGCAGAGACAGCAAGGGCUGUUCGUUGCUCCAGAGCCUUUCCGUUCACCUUCACACUCCUGGGCCAGACUACACUCAAUCAUAUGACCUACUGAAGAGAUAAGUCUUCAGUAAAGACUUAAAGGUUGAGACCGAGUCUGCGUCUCUCACAUGGGUAGGCAGACUGUUCCAUAAAAAUGGAGAUCUAUAGGAGAAAGCCCUGCCUCCCGCUGUUUGCUUAGAAAUUCUAGGGACAAUUAGGAGGCCUGCGUCUUGUGACCGUAGCGUACGUAUUGGUAUGUACGGCAGGACCAACUCGGAAAGAUAGGUAGGAGCAAGCCCAUGUAACGCUUUAUAGGUUAACAGUAAAACCUUGAAAUCAGCCCUUGCCUUAACAGGAAGCCAGUGUAGGGAAGCUAGCACUGGAGUAAUAUGAUCAAAUUUCUUGGUUCUAGUCAGGAUUCUAGCAGCCGUAUUUAGCACUAACUGAAGUUUAUUUAGUGCUUUAUCCGGGUAGCCGGAAAGUAGAGCAUUGCAGUAGUCUAACCUAGAAGUAACAAAUGCAUGGAUACAUUUUUCUGCAUCAUUUUUGGACAGAAAAUUUCUGAUUUUUGCAAUGUUACGUAGAUACAAGGGGUACCGGUACCGAGUCAAUGUGCAGGGGUACGGGUUAGUCGAGGUAAUAUGUACAUGUAGUCAAUUUGUAAGUCGCUCUGGAUAAGAGCGUCUGCUAAAUGACGUAAAUGUAAAUGUAGGUGGGGGUAAAGUGACUAUGCAUAGAUAAUAAACAGCGAGUAGCAGCAGUGUAAAAAAGGGGUCAAUACAAAUAAUCCAGGUAGCCAUUUGAUUAACUGUUCAGCAGUCUUAUGGCUUGUGGGUAGAAGCUGUUAAGGAGCCUUUUGGACCUAGACUUGGCGCUCCGGUACCGCUUUCCAUGCAGUAGCAGAGAGAACAGUCUAUGACUAGGGUGGCUGGAGUCUUUGACAAUUUUUAGGGCUUUCCUCUGACACCGCCUGGUAUAGAGGUCCUGGAUGGCAGGAAGCUUGGCCCCAGUGAUGUACUGGGCCGUACGCACUACCCUCUGUAGCGCCUUGUGGUCGGAUGCCGAGCAGUUGCCAUACCAGGCGGUUAUGCAACCAAUCAGGAUGCUCUCAAUGGUGCAGCUGUAUAACUUUUUGAGGAUCUGAGGACCAAUCUUCCCUCAAAUUUUUUUGCAACUGAGCAAAUUUCAGGUCUGCUGAGCGCAAACUUGAAUGUUGUACAAAUUCUGUACAACUUCCAGCGCCCGUUUACUGUGAACACUGAGGCUGUAUCCGCUUUAAGUUAGUUUUAACAGUGGCCAAGUAGGCCACUGUGGCUAUUGGAUCAUAAUGUAGGCCUACCAGAGUGGCCUACCAUCAAAAACAAUGGAGAACAUGCAUCCCGUAACAUUUUAACGUGGAUAUAGCUGUUCUAUCAUUCAGCCUACAGUAGCAGCCAAUGUGUGGUGUUCAAUGUAGGCCUACAUUCCAUGAGACUUUUGAAAACAACAUGCAGGGCUUGACAUUAACCUGUUUAUCCACUAGUCCUUCAGACAAGGAGGUGACUGAACAUGUUUUUGUUUGCAAGAAACCACUUUACAAAAUAAAAUGCAUUAUUAUCCCCCAUACCAUUAUUACAGAGAAUCAGACAUUAUGCUACCAUCUGCCUAUUGGAUACUUAGCUUAUUCAAGCCUGUCUCAAAAUACAACACUGCCCCUUUAAGACAAAAAAAAGCUCUUUGUUUGACUUGCUUUUAAAAUAUGUCUAGAAAUGUACACGUUUGUGCUCUUGUAGUCAGCUCUUGCUGACUACAAAUGAUCUAUAACUAGGCUAAUAACUCACUAUCAAAGGAUCUGAACAAAAUGUGCACACGUGGCUGCAUGCAGCUCUUGCUUUGAUCUCAAAACAAGCACAUCUACUUUUUAGGCUAUGUCUCCCAACCCUAGAAGAAAGUUGUAUUAACGCAACUGCAGAGAGGUGUAGGUGGGCCUGGGGAGGUCUAGCUGUUAGGCCGCCGCCUUCAGAGCUCAAAUAACGUGUUGCUGUGGACUCUAAUCUGGCCCACGCCAUUUUGACACAAACCCUCUUUCAACUUUCCUGUCUUUCUCUCACUGUCUGAGGUAUAAAGGUUUGUGACCUGUGAUGCAUUUCCUGUUUCAGAGCUGCUGCUGGAUGACUUCCUGUUGACGUACCUGGUGUUCAUGACGACCAACGACCUCUGUCAGGCCCUGCUCGGACAAUAUCCUUUACACACUGCUUGUGUGUCUAUCUGUCUGUCUGUAUGUGUUUCUGUGUAGUGUGUAUUGUCCUUAACGUUUCCCACCUACAGCAGUAAGCGUGUGCAUGGUCAGGGUCAGGAGGAGGGGAAGGAGGCCCUCUAUAGGAAGAGGAAGGUAUUACACCUAGUUGCUCACUGGACACGCCUAUAUAAGGACUUCCUACGAGAGGACGAACACAUCAAGGCAUUCAUGAAGGUAGGAGGACACACACACACACACACACACAGGUUUGAUAACUAGAGUGUGUGAGGGUUGUCAUGGGGAUUAUCUAGUGUAAACCAGGUAAUAGCUGCCUAGUAACAGGAAGGAAAGGGGAUAUAUUUUGCGUGACAGCGAUAACUUAAGUGUGUGUGUGUGUUUGUGAAUUUGCAGCUAUGUUUUCUCCCCAGCACAUGUCAGCACAUAUAUUUAGGUUUAAGUAUUGUAAAUGUAUCUCUCAAGUGUCUGUUAGAGGUGUUUGUUAAUGUGUGUGUGUGUGUGUGUGUGUGUGUGUGUGUGUGUCAGACUCUCUCCAGGUGUGUGUUAGAGGAUCUUUAUGAGUUUCCGUCUCUGGAGAAAGACAUGAAGGAGUUCCAGAAGCUUCUACGACGCAGACAGUGAGUGUGUGUGUGUGUGUGUACAGCACAAGGAUGCCGUUGUUUAUGAGACAUGAGCACAGCCUAGGGUUUGUCUGUGGGAGGAUGGGGGGGGGGGGGGGGGAGGAAGCUUCAAUGGUCAAGUCAAUCUUUAUUUAUGUACAAGCAAAUAUGGAGUUGUUUGUUUAUUUGUUUCUUUGUUUGAUUUUGUUUCAGCACAGUGGAUGAAUGUCCUCCACAACAGAAGGUGAGAGGGAUGGAAGAAGGGUAACGGGAGAGAGAGAAGAUGGGGGAGAGAUAAUUGGUAGAUGAAAAUGAUCUGUCACUGCCAAGUUAAAGGGAUACUUUGAGAUUUUGGCAAUCCUUUAUCUACUUCCCCAGAUUCAGAUGAACUCAUGGAUUGCAUUGUUAUGUCUCUGCAUCCAGUAUGAAGGAAGUUAGAGUUAGUUUCGCAAGCAAACUCGAAGGCUGUGGUAUCUACUAGCAUGCUAGCAGUUACCAUAGAUUCCCCCAGUCAUUGCGCUGACGCUAGUUAGCAACUUCCUUCAAACUGCACGCAGAGACACUCUGAGGAAGUAGAUACAUGGCUUCAUUGCCAAAAUCCUAAAGUAUCCUUUUUAUAAUCUAAUGGUUUAUGUCCCACUGUCCCCUUCUCCCUCUCUCUCUUUCUCCAUCUCUCUCUAUCCCCCUCUCUGCGGCAGAGCGCCGCGAGGCCCGCGCGCUGGGCCACCAGCGCGGCGGCCCGCAGCCGGCGGCCAGCGCGCGCGGGAGCCAGCCGGGAGCCAGGGCGACGCGGGAGCGCGGAACGGGGGGAGGGCGGGAGAAAAGGCGCGAGAGGAGCGAGGGCAGGGAGGGGGGACGGAGCGGGGAAAGCGGGGAGCGAGGGGGGCGAGAGGAGCGGGAGCCCAGAGCGCGCGCGGCGGGGAGAACCCCGGGGGAGCGGAGGAGAACGCGAGCGGAGCCGGGGGAGGAGAAGGGGGGGCCAGCGGCCCGGGGCGCAGCGAGCGGAGCCCAGCGCGGGCGCCAGAGGCGGGAGGCGCGCGCGGGCGCAAGGGGAGCGCGAAAACAGGGGAGAAGAGGGCCGAGCACGGAGAGCGGGGGGCGGCGCGAGGCGGGCGCGGCGGAGGGGGCGAGCGCGGGAGCGGGGAGGGGGAGGGAGAGAGGAGGGGCGGCGAAGGAAGAAGCACCGCGCGAGAAAGGGGACGGGGGGGAGCAGCGCGGAGGAGGGGAGCCCGCGGCGCGCGCCGCGAGCGAAAGCAGGCGGAGGGCGAGGAGGGCGCGGAGCGGGCCCGAGCGGCGCGCGCGGCGGCGAGCGCGCGCGCGCGCGGCCGAAGCACGCGCGCGGGCGGAGCCAAGCGCGCGCGCGCAGCGCGGGCGAGCAGAGGCCGGGCGAGAGGGCGAGCGCGGGGGAAAGCCGAGGGAAAAAGCGCGCGAGAGGAGCGAGGGGCGGAGGGAGAGCAGAAGAAGGAGGCGAGGAGGAGACGACGAAAGAGCGAGAGGAGCGAGAGGAGAAGCCAGCGGAAACGAGGCGGGAAAAGGGGGGGGCGAAACCGGAAGGCGACGACACCGAGGGAGCCCGCCGCGGGCCAGAAAGCCCCGGGGGCAAGGCGAAGCCCCGUCGCACGCCCGCCGGGGAGCCCGGGGCCAGCAGCGGGCGGGCCCCGCGCGAGAGAACCCGCCCGCCAGCGGGGGCCACCCGCCCCGCGCUCCAGCCCCGCGGAGAGGACCUGAGGGCGGCAGCGAGGAGCGCGCUGCCGCGCGCGGCGAGCCGAGCCGGCGCGCCGCGAGGGGAGAAGGAGGGGCCCAGCGCGCGGAGCCCGCGCGCGCGCGACGCGUCGCAGCCCGCGCGCGCGGGGGCGAGCCGGCGCGGCGCGGCGCGAAGGAGACCGAGCGCGAGGGGGAGGGGCGCACGCGAAGCGAGAGCGGCGGGGGGCCGAGAAGGCGGAAGUCCGAAAGCGAGACGCGCGCGCGGGCAGCACAGGAGCGCACGCGAGGAACAGAGCAAGGCGAGACGCUAAGGCCAGAGAGGAGCCGAGCCGAGGGCAGAUGGACGAGAGAAGCCCACGAGACGCGCGCAGAAGGAGAGACGGCGAGCGAAGACCGGCGAGCCAGAGGCGAAGCGCAGACGAGCGCAAGGAGCAGACCCGGGCGAGCGCGAAAGAUGCGGGAGCGAGAGCCCGCGCGAGGGGCCAGCAGAGAGCGAGCAAAGCGAGGGAGAAGGCGAGCAGAGAGAAGAAGAGAGAGAGGAGAGAGGGAGAGGGAGAAGAGGAGAGAGAGAGAGCGAAAGGUAGGGAGAGGAGAGAGAUGCGAGCGAGAGAAAGAGAGCUCCGAGAGAAAGAUGGAGUGGAGCCAAGAGCGGAGAGAAUCGAGGAAGUAGGCGAGGCAAUGGGUGGGCGGAGCAGAUAGGAGGAAGCGAGCGAAGGACAGAGAGAAAGAAGACAGAAAGAAGGAGCAAAAGAAAGAGAGAGGGGGAGAGAAGAAAGAGAGAGAGAAGAUAGGGGAGGAAAGAGAGAGAAAGAGGAGCAAUUGGAGAGAGAGACGAAGAAGAGAUGAGAAGAGAGAGAAGAAGAGAGGAAAAGAGAGGAAAAGAAAGAGGAGGAAUAUAGGUAGCGAAAGGGAAAAAGAGGGACGAGGAGCAAAGGAGAGAAAAGGAGAGAGAGAAGAGAGAGCAGAAAUGAGAGAGAAAGGAGAGGAAGAGGAGGCCUCCCCACUGCAUCCUCUCUAUCCCCCCUUCUCCAUCUCUACCCUCUUAUCUUAAAUCCUCUCAAAACCCCUAUCUAUCCCCUCUCUCAAACGCUCUUCUCUAAUCCAUUUUCUCUCUUCUUUCUCUCUAUCUAUAUAUAUCUCUCUCUCUCUCUAUCUAUCCCUCUCUCUCCCCUCCCCUCUGUCUUCAUCCCUCUCUCUCUCUCUGUCUGUCUCCAGAGUAAGCCUCUGUUCCAGCAGCUAAGUUUAAAGGAGAACAGUCUGCCACUCCGCUUCCCUCAGGCUGACACCAAGGAGGGUGAGAACACACACACACGUGAUGCUGUGAUUGUAUGUGAUUGAUAUGAUUGAAGUGUCUAGCGGUGCCCAGCCCACAUGGGCCUUCAAGACACUACUAAACACAGUACCAUUUUCUUUGUAAUCAAAACAAAAUAACAUUUUACAAAUUAUACGCAUACAAUAAUCAUGGCCUGUACAGCUACCGUCUAGCCACACUACACAACCAGCUACCGUCUAGCCACACUACACAACCAGCUACCGUCUAGCCACACUACACAACCAGCUACCAUCUAGCCACACUACACAACCAGCUACCAUCUAGCCACACUACACAAACAGUACAUUUCUCCUUCUCCUCCAGGCAUUGUGAACAAACUGAGCAAUCUCAAACACGCCCUGUCUGAAACAAAAUGCAAGCCUCUGCUCGUCCCGUAAGCAGAAUACUUCAGGUUUAUCAGCAACAUUUUUCACAAAAGAACAUCUCAGAUCGCCAUACAGAGGGCAAUAAAACAUUAUGGAUUUCCUUUUCGAUUUGCCCAAGUUCACACAAUAGGCAAAUUCUCUCUUCAGGCAAUCUGUUACAUUUACCCGUCUCUGUAGCCAGAUGGAGGGUGCCGGAUCUGAGUGGUGCACAAACAAACCUUUGGUUUUUUGUUAGGUUCAGGCAGACAUAUGGUUCAGGGGUGUAGUUCUCUUUGAUGAGAUUUAGAUUUAAACCAAAUAUCAGCUGCCCAUUUUUUCUUCUUGUUUUGUCAUUGAGUUGGUUGACACCAUAUGGUAAUUUGUUCCUGAAUAUACACUGAGUAUACCAAACAUUAGGAGCACCUUCCUAAUAUUGAGUUGCACUCCCCCUUUAGCCCUCAGAACAGAUUCAAUUUGUCAGGGUGUUUCACAGGGAUGCUGACUGAUGUUGACUUUGGGUGGUGGACCAUUCUUGAUACACAUGGGAAACUGUUGAGCAUGAAAAACUCAGCAGCAUUGCAGUUCUUGACACAAACCGGUGCGCCUUGCACCUACUGCCAUACCCCGUUCAAAGGCACUUAAAUAUUUUGUCUUGCCCAUUCACUGUCUGAAUGGCACACCUUUCUAACAAAACACAGAGGGUGUUCUUUAAUGGAUGCCUCUCCAACAUAAUCCAGGUAGAAUCAGGAAUUCCCCAGGGCAGCUGUCUAGGCCCCUUACUUUUUUCAAUCUUUACCAACAACAUGAGUAAAGCCAGUGUGUCUGUAUGCGGAUGACUCAACACUAUACACGUCAGCUACUACAGCGACUGAAAUGACUUCAACACUUAACAAAGAGCUUCAGUUCGUUUCAGAAUGGGUAGCAAGGAAUAAGUUAGUCCUAAAUAUUUCAAAAACUAAAAGCAUUGUAUUUGGGACAAAUCAUUCACUAAACCCUAAACCUCAACUAAAUAUUGUAAUAAAUCAUGUGGAAAUUGAGCAAGUUGAGGUGACUAAACUGCUUGGAGUAACCAUGGAUUGUAAACUGUCUUGGUCAAAACAUAUUGAUACAACAGUAGCUAAGAUGGGGAGAAGUCUGUCCAUAAUAAAGCGCUGCUCUGCCUUUUAAACAGCAACAAGGCAGGUCCUACAGGCCCUAGUUUUGUCGCACCUGGACUACUGUUCAGUCAUGUGGUCAGGUGCCACAAAGAGGGAAUUAGGAAAAUUGCAACUGGCUCAGAACGGGGCAGCACGACUGGCCCUUGGAUGUACACAGAGAGCUAAUAUUAAUAAAAUGCAUGUCAAUCUCUCCUGGCUCAAACGAGAGGAUAGAUUGACUUCAUCACUACUUUUAUUUGUGAGAGGUAUAGACAUGCUGAAUGCGUCUGUUUGAACUACUGGCACACAGCACGGACGCCCAUGCAUACCCCACAAGACAUGCCACCAGAGGUCUCUUCACAGUCCCCAAGUACAGAACAGACUAUGGGAGGUGCACAGUACUACAUAGAGCCAUGACUACAUGGAACUCUAUUCCACAUCAAGUAACUCAUGCAAGCAGUAAAAUUAGAUUGAAAAAAAAACAGAUAAAAAAUACACCUUCUGGAACAGCGGGGACUGUGAAGAGACACAAACACAGGCACAGACAUGCAUACACACACACACAAUAACAUAUGCACUAUACACACAUACACAUGGAUCUUGUGUUGUAGAUAUGUGGUAGUAGAGUAGGGGCCUGAGGGCACACACUUAAUGUGUUGUGAAAUGUGUUGUGAAUGUAUUGUAAUGUUUUUAAAAAUUAUAUAACUACCUUCAUUCUGCUGGACCCCAGGAAGAGUAGCUGCUGCCUUUCCAGCAGCUAAUGGCGAUCCAUAAUAAAUAAAAUGCAAUAUAUAUAUAUAUAUAUAUAUAUAUAUAUAUAUAUAUAUAUAUAUAUAUACAAUCCAUGUCUCAAGGCAUAAAAAUCUACACAGAUUGAAGUGGAUUUAGCAAGUGACAUCAAUUAGGGAUCCUAGCUUUCACCUGGAUUCACCAGGUCAGUCUGUCAUGGAAAAAGCAGGUGUUCUUAAUGUUUUGUAUACUCAGUGUAUACUGCAAAUCAGUUUCACAAAAAAUGGAUAACAGUUCUCCAUCCCACAGAUAGUUAUGAGUAAGGUCCCAGUCAACACUUUUUUUAGUGAUUCUGUGUUCUGGCAUAUUUAUCAUUAUCUGUAUUUAUUAUCUUUAUUUAUUAUUUGUCUGUUCUAUAGACGUAUCAUGUCCCCUAUAAUAAUAAUAAUAAUAAUAAUAAUAAUAUGCCAUUUAGCAGACGCUUUUAUCCAAAGCGACUUACAGUCAUGCGUGCAUACAAUAGAGCACGGCGCUGGUAGAGCACGGCGCUUGUAACGCCAAGGUAGUGGGUUCGAUCCCCGGGACCACCCAUACACAAAAAUGUAUGCACGCAUGACUGUAAGUCGCUUUGGAUAAAAGCGUCUGCUAAAUGGCAUAUUAUUAUUAUAUUAUAUUAUUAUUAUAUUAUUACAAUUUUUUUUUUUUGUGUAUGGGUGGUCCCGGUGAUCGAACCCACUACCUUAGCGUUCCAAGCGCCGUGCUCUACCAGCUGAGCUACAGAGGACCCCUUUUUGCAUAACUACACAUGGUUCCCAACCCAUAUCUCCACAGAUGGCCAGAUCUGGGGUCAGUUUGAUACCAUUCUACUCAUUAUGCUCCAGCCAUUACCACAAGCCCGUCCUCCCCAAUUAAGGUGCCACCAACCUCCUGUGGUGCACACCAAGAAAGCAGCGGAUUGCUCGGUUUAUAACAUUGUUACAAUUAGUACGUACUUUGGAUCCCCAUACCCCAGCAUCAUAGUCCAUCACUGGACACACACAAGAUUUAUACAGCUGAGAAUAAGCACAGUAACCAAGAUCCUUACAUAUUUUCAUUUUGUUUAACACUGACCCCAAAGCUUUACCGGCAGAAUCUGCUAGUGAUCUUAUGCCAUCUUCAAAGGGCAUGUGUUCAUCCAGAGUGAAACCAAGGUAUUUAUAGAGCCCAGUGUAGAAUAAUGGGGUUGGACCAAAACAAAGUUGUGUGCACUUCUCUGCAUGCCCUUCUUUCUGAAAUCAACAAUCUGGGUCUUCUCUUAAUUUAUCGCUAGUCUCCAUUUAGUACACCAUAAAUUAACAAUAUUCAACAUAUUCUGGAGGUCAUCUUCUGUCUCGGCAAGGAGAACUGCACUACAUGACCAAAAGUAUGUGGAAGCCUUCUCGUCGAACAUCUCAUUCCAAAAUCAUGGGCAUUAAUAUGGAGUUGGUCCCCCAUUUGCUGCUAUAACAGCCUUCACUCUUCUGGGAAGGCUUUCCACUAGAUGUUGGAACAUUGCUGUGGGGACUUGCUUCCUUUCAGCCACGAGCAUUAGUGAGGUUGGGCACUGAUGUUGGGCAAUUAGGCCUGGCUCACAGUUGGCGUGCCAAUUCAUCUUAAAGGUGUUCAGUGGGGUUGAGGUCAGGGCUCUGUGCAGGCCAGUCAAGUUCUUACACACCGAUCUCGGCAAACCAUUGCUGUAUGGACCUUGUUUUGUGCACGGAGCAUUGUCAUGCUGAAACAGGAAAGGGCCUUCCCCAAACUGUUGCCACAAAGUUGGAAGCAUAGAAUCGUCUAGAAUGUCAUUGUAUGCUGUAGCGUUAAAGAUUUCCCUUCAUUGGAACUAAGGAGCCUUGCCCGAACCAUGAAAACCAGCCCCAGACUAUUAUUCCUCCUCCACCAAACUUUACAGUUGGCACUAUGCAUUGGGGCAGGUAGCGUUCUUCUGGAAUCCGCGAAACCCAGAUUCGGCCGUCGGACUGCCAGAUGGUGAAGCGUGAUUCAUCACUCCAGAGAACGCGUUUCCACUGCUACAGAGUCCAAUGGUGGCGAGCUUUACACCACUCCAGCCGACACUUGACAUUGAGAAUGGUGAUCUUAGGCUUGUGUGCGGCUGCUCGACCAUGGAAACCCAUUUCAUGAAGCUCCCGAAGAACAGUUAUUGUGCUGACGUUGCUUCCAGAGGCAGUUUGGAACUUGGUAGUGAGUAUUGCAACCGAGGACAGGCGAUUUUACGCGCUUCAGCACUUGGCGUUCCCGUUCUAUGAGCUUGUGUGGCCUACCACUUUGCGGCUGAGCCGUUGUUGUCCUAGACGUUUCCACUUCACAAUAACAGCACUUACAGUUGACCGGGGCAGCUCUAGCAGGGCAGAAAUGUGACGAACUGACUUGUUGGAAAGGUGGCAUCCUAUGACGGUGCCAUGUUGAAAGUCACUGAGCUCUUCUGUAAGGCCAUUCUACUGCCAAUGUUUGUCUAUGGAGAUUGCAUGGCGGUGUGCUUGAUUUUAUACACCUGUCAGCAACGGGAUGAAAUAGCCGAAUGCACUAAUUUGAAGGGGUGUCCACAUACUUUUGUAAAUAUAGUGUAUGUUAUCAGCAUACAACAAGAUGCCCAGGAAUAUAUCCACAACUUCAACACCAAAUUUAGCAUGUUUGAUUUGUAGGGCUAAAUCAUUAACAUAUAGUGCAAAUAAAGUGGAUGAGCGUAGGUCUCCCUGCGUUACACUGUAAGGGGUUGGAAACCAGCCAGUCCUGAGGUCAUUGACCUGAACACAGGCAACUGGAGCCCGAUCGAGAGCUUUGAUGGAAUCAUAGAAUCUUCCAUCAAUUCCCAUUUUAAUUAGUCUAAAAGCAAGGAGGUCUCUAUUCAACCAAUCGAAAGCCUUCUGAAAAUAUGUUUUAUGAUGUGUUAACGCUAUGUGUGUGUGUGUGUGUUUGUGUGUUCCAGUGCUGUGUCGUGUGUAUGUGAGUGCUGACUCAUACCUGUGUGUUUACACACACUCUUUGCUGAGCGUGGCAGAGCUGCUGAGGAUUGUGGGUCAGAAGAUGGACCGACCAGAGGAGGACAUGGUGCUGGUGACACACACACCCACUGGAGGUACACACACACACACACACACACACACACACACACACACACACACACACACACACACACACACACACACACACACUGGAGGUACACACAUACACACACACCCACUGGAGGUACAAACACACACACUGGAGGUACACAGACACACACACACUGGAGGUACACAGACACACACACACUGGAGGUACACAGACACACACACACUGGAGGUACACAGACACACACACACUGGAGGUACACAGACACACACACACUGGAGAUAAACAUAUACACACACACUCCUUUACUGACGGCUUUUCACUCUCUCCACUUUUCUCUCUCCCUCUCCCCUUGUAGAGAGGAGGAUGUUACAGGCUGGUCAGUAUGUGUAUUCUGAGACUCUGACACCGCAGAGCAAGCUGGUGGUCUGUCGGAGGGAUCUCACACACAUUAUGGUAAUUAACACCCAGAUUACGGUUAUGAAUAAUUUGAUUAUUUACUGAUUUAGCUUACCUUGGGGUCGCUCGUAGGGGGUGGGGGGGGAUGUUGCACUACUAAAUCAAACUCAAGCAACAAACACUAACCUACUCCUAACAUACUGUUGUGUGCGUGCGUGUGCAGGCCCCUCUAACAGACAGUGAGCUGAGUAGGAGAACAGUGAGGUUGUUGGGUAUCAACACCUGGGAUAUGGCUGCUGUUCUCACACAACUGGACUGGAACCUCUUCAACUCCAUGCACGAGGUAACACACACACACACACAUACUGGAGGAACUUUAAAACACUCACAUGCACUCACACAUACACACUCAACUCUCUGUCUCUUCCCCCUGCAGCAGGAGUUGGUGUAUUCCACAAUGAGCUGUGGUACCGGAGGCAGCCACCGGGAGGGGCUAUCUGUAUUGCUGCAGCGCUGUAACGAGGUCCAGCAGUGGGUCAUGUCUGAGGUCCUGAUGUGUGUGUCACUCAACAAACGAGUCCAACUGCUCAAGAAGUUCAUCAAGAUCGCAGCGCAGUAAGUGAACACACACACUUUAGACAAUCAAUCAAACACACACACACAACUAAUCCCUGUUUUGUGUUAUGUAGCUGUAAGGCCCAAAGGAACCUGAACUCAGCGUUUGCCAUCAUCAUGGGACUCAACACAGCAGCCGUCAGCAGACUCAAUAUAACCAUGGGGGAAGGGAGAGUGAGUGUGAGGUGGAGUGGUGAGUGUGAGUGGAGUGGAUGGAGGUGGUGUGAGUGUGAGUGGGAGUGGGACGUGUGAGUGUGGAGUGUGAGUGGAGGGAGGUGAGUGAGUGUGGUGUGAGUGGGUGUGGUAGUGGAGUGGAGGGGAGUGGAGUGGAGUGUGGGGUGUGGUGUGAGUGGGUGAGUGUGAGGGUGAGUGGGGAGGUGGGAGUGUGGUGUGGUGGAGUGUGAGUGUGAGGUGGGGAGUGGAGUGUGAGUGGUGAGGGUAGGUGAGUGGUGUGGGUGGGGAGGUGGUGUGAGUGUGUGAGGGAGUGUGAGUGGUGGGUGUGAGUGUGGUGAGUGUGGUGUGAGUGUGAGUGGUGGAGUGUGGAGUGUGGGUGAGGUGAGUGUGCGGUGAGGUGAGUGGGUGUGAGUGUGCGUGUGGUGUGAGUGUGAGUGUGAGUGGAGUGUGAGUGGUGGUGAGUGUGGUGUGAGUGGAGUGUGAGUGUGGAGGUGUGAGGUGAGUGUGAGGGUGGUUGCAGUGUGAGUGGAGUGUGAGUGUGCGGGUGAGUUGCGUGUGAGUGUGAGUGGUGAGUGUGCGUGUGAGUGUGAGUGUGAGUGUGAGUGUGCGUGUGUGUGAGUGUGCGUGUGAGUGUGCGUGUGCGUGUGAGUGGGUGUGCGUGUGCGUGGCGUGUGAGUGUCUGUGAGUGUGAGUGUGAGUGUGAGUGUGCGUGUGAACACUCUGACGGUGUGUAUCUAUUCCAUAUGUUUACUUUCAGAAAGUUCCGGGGAAAUUCAAGAAGAUCUUCUCUGAACUGGAGCUGAUCACAGUAAGACUUAUUAUCAUUGGUUUAAAGUAAUAUUCUUCCUGAUUGAUAGACUGGUGGAAAAUAGCUAAGAGAAGGUCAUUAAUUAAUUAAUUAAAAUAUUCCAAGACUGUCGGCGUAUCAGUUUCUAGGUUCACAUCCACAUUACCCUAAGCCUAACCUCUGACCCCUAACCUUACCCUGACUCCUAAACCUAACCUCUCCUCACUCUCUCCAGGACCCGUCUCUGAACCAUAAGGCCUACAGAGAUGCCUUCAAGAAGAUGAAGCCUCCUAAGAUCCCCUUUAUGCCCCUGCUUUUGAAAGACAUCACCUUUAUCCACGAGGGAAACAAAACCUUUCAUGACAACCUGGUCAACUUCCAGAAGCUGGUGAGUCAUGACAUGUCUGUUGUGUGUGUGAACGUUUGUCUGUCUGUGUUUAAUAACCGUUAUCAUGGUGACUGACUCUCUUCUAUGCCCCGCCCGCUCAGCAUAUGAUCGCCGACACAGUGCGUCUGAUUCGCCACUGCCAAAGCGACCAACUCGGUAUGUUGUCUCUGUCUGUAAUGUUGUUCUGUUCUGUCUGUCUGUCUGUUUCUGUGUCUAUGUGUCUGUAAUGUUGUUCUGUUCAGUCUAUGUGUCUGUAAUGUUGUUCUGUCUGUCUGUCUGUCUCUGUGUCUGUAAUGUUGUUCUGUUCAGUCUCUGUCUGUCUGUGUCUGUAAUGUUGUUCUGUUCAGUCUCUGUGUCUGUAAUGUUGUUCUGUCAGUCUGUCUGUCUCUGUGUCUCUGUGUCUGUAAUGUUGUUCUGUUCAGUCUCUGUCUGUCUCUGUCUGUCUGUGUCUGUAAUGUUGUUCUGUUCAGUCUCUCUGUGUCUGUAAUGUUGUUCUGUUCAGUCUCUGUGUCUAAUGUUGUUCUGUCUGUCUCUGUGUCUAUGUGUCUGUAAUGUUGUUCUGUUCAGUCUCUGUCUGUCUGUCUAAUGUUGUUCUGUUCAGUCUCUGCUGGUAAAGUCAUGCAGUGCAGCUUCAGUGUUUUUGUCUGUGUGUGCGUGCAUAUAUGAUGUGUGUAUAACUGUCUGUCUCCUAGGUAACGAGGUGGUGGGGAGCAACAGUGCAGAGGUCAGGGCGAGCGUUCACUACCUCCACAUCAUCGACAAUCAACAGACACUGUUCCAACUGUCACACAAACUGGAGCCGCGCGCCUGA
This is a messenger RNA of Coregonus sp. 'balchen', 25201 nucleotides long. NCBI's taxonomy places the organism in Eukaryota, Metazoa, Chordata, Actinopteri, Salmoniformes, Salmonidae. The record is from the annotation of a GenBank genome assembly.